Rotaria sordida is the source of this 1023-nucleotide messenger RNA. The record is from the annotation of a GenBank genome assembly. NCBI's taxonomy places the organism in Eukaryota, Metazoa, Rotifera, Eurotatoria, Philodinida, Philodinidae.
AUGGACAAAUAUAUUAAAUUAAAUCGUAUUGGUAAAGGAGCAUACGGAACUGUCUACAAAUGUAAACAUGUUCAAAGUGAUGAAAUAGUUGCUCUUAAACGUGUUCAUCUUCAUAUGAAAUCUCCAUCGGAUGAAGGUGUUCCAAAUAAUAUCAUUCGUGAAAUUAAAGCAUUGCAAGAAAUUGAAGAUCAUGAAAAUAUUGUUAAAUUACUUGAUGUAUUUCCACAUGGUAUGGGUUAUAUAUUCGUUUUUGAAUAUAUGUUAAGUGAUUUAUCUGAAGUUAUUCGAAAUGUAAAUCAACCAUUAACAACUUCUCAUAUAAAAAGUUAUAUGAGAAUGUUAUUAAAUGGUGUUUCAUUUUGCCAUGAAAAUCGAAUAAUGCAUCGAGAUUUAAAACCAGCUAAUUUACUUAUAAGUACAACAGGUCAUUUAAAAAUAGCUGAUUUUGGUCUUGCAAGAAUAUUUGAUAAAGCUAAACCACAACGACAAUAUAGUCAUCAAGUAGCAACAAGAUGGUAUCGUGCACCGGAACUUCUUUAUGGUUCACGUAGUUAUGAUGAAGGUGUUGAUCUAUGGGCUGUUGGAUGUAUAUUUGGUGAAUUAAUUAAUCGUAGUCCAUUAUUUCCAGGUGAAAGUGAUAUCCAUCAAUUAUGUUGUGUUUGUAAACUUCUUGGAACACCAACUGAAGCUCAAUGGCCGGAAAUGAAAAAAUUACCUGAUUAUGGAAAAAUUAGUUUUGAUGAUUUUGAAGGAAUGAAAUUUGAAGAUAUUGUACCAGAAGCAUGUGCAGAUGCAAUUGAUUUAUUAAAAAAAUUUCUUGUUUAUCCAUCUAAACAACGUAUUGGUGCUCAACAGGCUUUAUUACAUUAUUAUUUUUAUACAUCACCAUUACCUUGUCAUCAUACUGAUUUACCAAGACCAGCUAGACGAAAAAAUCGACAUGUUUAUGAAUUUGAUGUUAAACGAAGUAUAGCAGAUAGUGUUAUUGAUCACGAGUCGAUUUUAUCAACGAAUAGAAAUUAA